AUGCCAUCUCGCCAUGACUAUCGAAUUGGAUGGAUAUGCGCGCUUCCAGUGGAGCUGGCUGCGGCACAGGCUAUGCUGGAUGCAACACAUUCCUCGCUGCCAAACGUCGAAGGAGAUAGAAAUGUUUAUAUCCUUGGAAGCAUCGGCGGCAAUAAUGUCGUUAUUACAUGCCUACCAGCCGGAAUAUACGGUACAAGCGCUGCGACCGCGACCGCGACGCAAAUGAGAUUCAGCUACCGGUAUAUCUUGUGCUGUCUUCUCGUCGGGAUCGGAGGAGGUGCCCCAAGCCUCGAGUCGGACAUUCGACUAGGUGAUGUUGUGGUCAGUGAGCCGACGCUGCAAUGUGGGGGAGUCAUUCAAUAUGACCAUGGGAAAGCCGUUGAUGGGGGUCACUUUGUCCCGACAGGAACAUUGGAUCCACCCCCAGACGUGUUCUCGAAGGGGCUUGCUCGGCUGAAAGCCCAUAACAUGGUGCAUGGAAGUCAGGUCAGCAUAAUCCAUACGAGAACACUGAAUCAUAAUCCACGCCUGCGAGAAAUAUUUGCGUAUCCCGGUGGGCAGUAUGAUCGGCUGUUCGUUGCGGACUACAGCCACAUAGGCUCAAGCUCCCAUUGCGAAGGAUGUGACUUGUCAAUGUUGCAGCCUCGCCACUGUCGACCUGAUGAUGAACCUCGGAUCUUCUACGGUUUGGUAGCCUCGGGGAACAAGGUUAUAAGAGACGCAAAAAUGCGGGACCAGCUUGCACAAGAUCACGGCAUCAUCUGCUUCGAAAUGGAAGCUGCUGGCUUGAUGAACACAUUUCCCAGUCUCAUUGUUCGAGGAAUAUGCGACUAUUCUGACUCGCACAAAAACAAACGGUGGCAGGGAUAUGCAGCCAUGAUGGCCGCUGCGUAUGCCAAGGAGUUGAUACAAUUUCUCCCCUCAGGUGAGCUGGAGGAUCCCGAACAAGUGUUUAAGACCCCCCAUAUUCGGACCAAUCGCCAGGCUCUAGGGGAUUCUAUCUCAACCUUUUCUCCUGGUCUCUCCCCCCUGCGCCCGAAUGACAUUCCGGACCCGGUCCAAACUACGUUGCCCGAACCAAGAACCUCCAAUACCUCCACGAUAGAAGUCAGUCCCGAUCGAGAAGGUGAUCAUGAGUUUGUGCCAUCACCUAAGUCAAGCAAGUCCAGUGAAUUGCAUUCCAGGGAAGAGCCCCAAGCUCUCGCCGAUUCCCUCUCGCGGGACCCGAUCAGUGCAUAUCUCGAUGAUUCCGACAGCUCUGACAGUAGCAACCAUACUCUACAGCCCAGAUACACAGAGAGGUCAGGCGACAGAAAAGGCUCAGAGACCAGUUGUCGUCUUGACAGCUACGCGGAAAAUGAUCAUCAUUAUGUCGUCUUUUAUCACGUCAAAUGUUCCAGAGAUGGAGUUCAUGCAAACCACAAGGAGCUGGCCGUGUACCUCGACCAUCCGCGGCUAUUCAAAGGCGAUAGCAAGAUGAGUGCACUGAGGGGCCAAAAAGAGAUUGAAGACGUUCCCAAAUUUCUCAAGCACCAAGAAAAGGUUGUCUUCAUAGUCAACAAAUGGCUUAAGUGUGUCGAUCAUCUUGAUACGGCUGAAGAAUUCUUCCAUCCCUUGCCAACGCCAAAUGACCCUGAAAUUCCCGAAUCAGUCAAGCCGUACUUUUUCGUUCUUCCGAAGCACAGUUCACUUGCCAGAAUAUCCUACGAAACCAUGGAAUUAGUUUCCGAGACACUCCGAGCCGCAGUCGCUCAUGAGAUGGGGAUGGAUUACCAUCAGCUCGCACAUCUUGAUCAAUCGCCCAAUAGGAAAUUGUUUAAGCGUCUUAUGUACUACGCCAGUCGGUCGGAAAACCGUUCAAGCUUUCUCGCACAUGACGACCGGCUUCUUUUUGACAUCCUGCUGGGGUACAUGGAAUCGACUAACUCAAAAGAGUACGAAGAGGUGGAUAGACUCCUUCCAGAUGGGCUCAUCAACGAAAAAUAUCUGCUUAGUCUGUACGGUCCCAGGCAAAUCUUGGUAUCCAACGUGGAUGAGCACCCUCGAGCUUAUAUGGUGGAACGUGCGCUCAUUAACAGAGGAUCAAUAACUUUAAAGCUAUGGUUCUGGCAGUUUAAUGGUAUAUUCUCAAGAGAGACACUGGAAUGGAACCUAGAAUGGUCAAUUUCCAUGCCACCAGAUCGACCAAUUAUUAUCGCUAGUCUGGAGUUAUACCCUCUGAAAUAUGCUUGUUCUUUGACGCUCAAUCGCCUGAGGACCAGGGGUCGUAUACUUUGGAACUGUCGUCGUGCCCGACUCGUAGCAUACGAUUGCCCAAGCGCCGGUACAGGUAUGCAUGAGCGCGAUUCACGGUUCAUGGUCGAUGCAGAAACCUAUCAGAAAGUGCAUGGCGUUCCUUCUGAUUUCUUUCCGGAGCAGCCUGUUUUUAGUCAUGAUACAAUGCAAAACGACGAACCACCCCAUGAUUUUGCUCUACUACUCCCACACGAAAUACAUGGAUUCGGGCUCAGUGACAAAAAGUGGAGAACUCUACUCGUGGAGCACAUCAAGGACAUUAAUUGGAAUGAAAGAGCAUUUGACCGACUUGUUCUGUCGCACGGUAAGAAAGAACUUAUCAAGGCCUUGGCUACAUCCCACACACAGUCUGCCGGGUCGUCUGAUAUCAUCGAGGGCAAAGGGAAUGCCCUUGUCAUGUUGUUUCACGGCUGUCCUGGAACAGGUAAAACAUUAACCGCUGAGGCUGUGGCCGAACUGACCAGGAGACCAUUGUAUCGAUUGAAGUGUGGAGAUAUUGGAACGGGCGCGGAGGCAGUUGAGAAGCACCUCGAGUCUGUUCUACUGAUGUGCAGUGCGUGGGGUUGCGUCGUGCUUCUUGACGAGGCAGAUGUAUUUCUCGAACAGCGUCGCGAGACCGAUUUACAACGAAAUGCGUUGGUAUCCGUCUUUCUGCGUGUCCUUGAGUACUAUGAAGGCAUUCUUAUUCUCACCACAAAUCGUGUCGGGACAUUGGAUAGUGCGUUCAAAUCGCGCUUCCAGUUAGCAGUUCAUUACCCGACACUGGACUUCCAAGGCAGAUACGAGAUCUGGUUGAACUUCAUCAACGAUCUCAGUAAAACGAAUUCCGACGUUAAUAUUGACGAUCUCAAAAGCCAUAUCCAAGAGCUUUCUGCAGUUGAACUCAACGGAAGGCAGAUCCGCAACACUGUUAGCACAUCUUUGCAUCUGGCGCAGUUUUGCCAGACACCCCUCAACUAUGAGCAUUUCAAGCAGAUCAUUGGGGUGACAGAGGAGUUUGAAAAGCAUUUUGAGUCUACCCGUGGAUAUUCGGAUAUAGACUGGGCUGGAGAUCGUGGAAUCUAA
Aspergillus melleus is the source of this 3360-nucleotide messenger RNA. RefSeq lists its product as uncharacterized. Gene Ontology annotation, molecular function: ATP hydrolysis activity; ATP binding. NCBI's taxonomy places the organism in Eukaryota, Fungi, Ascomycota, Eurotiomycetes, Eurotiales, Aspergillaceae. The record is from RefSeq and is a predicted model, not a curated record. The coding region runs from base 1 to 3360 and encodes 1119 amino acids. Gene Ontology annotation, biological process: nucleoside metabolic process. The transcript is spliced from 3 exons.